GUGUGGAGGAAAACUCAAGUGACUCUCAAUAAUCAUAAUACUGCUCUGUUUUUUAUCCAAAGACUAGGGGGUGGGACAUUGGCUCAAUUCUGCCCUAAAGUUUGCUAAAGUUACCCUUUACUACCCCCUCAGUAAAUCUGGACACAGAGCUCGGUUUACAGCCUCAGUCUCAGCCGCACCGCACCAGCGACCGAACUCAGCAGCAGUAUCCGCCCACGGGAGCCCUCAGCGCGGCUGCAAACCUCCGCGGCGCUCGGCUGGUUUUUACCGUGGAGGUUUGACUCACUUUAAGAGGGACUGUCAACUGUAUGGAGAGAGGUUGUUCAAAGGAGUGAAUAAGAAGACAAGUCUGAGUUCAGGUUUGUGAGCACUGAACCGAGGUGACACCAUGUCGGGAAACCCGGGGUCAUAUGCAAACAAGAAGAGGAAGAAGCCUGUGCUCAAACAGAAAAAAGGCACAGAGGGCAAUGAAGUCGUCAAGUCAAACCCUUCAAAGCGCCACCGGGAUCGGCUGAAUGGGGAGCUGGACCGGCUCACGGACCUCCUGCCGUUUCCAGAGGAGGUUCGCUCUCGCCUGGAUAAGCUGUCCGUCCUUCGCCUCAGCGUGGGAUACCUGAGGGUCAAGAGCUACUUCAAAGCCACCAUGAAGAACUACAAAAGCAGUCAGAUGUUUUCUGGAGUAAAUGGGCAGAACAGGAACAACAUCGAUACCGCUGGCUUCUCUGAGGGUGACCUACUCCUCCAGGCUCUAAAUGGAUUUGUUCUGGUGGCCACAUCUGAUGGAUCCAUCUUUUAUACCUCUCCUACAAUCAAGGACUACCUGGGUUUUCAUCAGUCUGACGUAGUUCACCAGAGUGUGUUUGAGCUCAUCCACACUGAUGACCGGGCCUUAUUCAGACAGCAGCUCCACUUCGCACUCAAUCCCCCAACUGCUGGCACCGAUGGAGACACAUUGCAGAGUUGUGCUAACUCUGUGAUAUACAGUCCCGAGCACCUUCCUCCAGAAAACUCAUCCUUCCUGGAGAGGAGCUUCGUGUGUCGCUUCCGCUGCCUCCUGGACAACUCCUCUGGCUUUCUGACUCUGAAGUUUCAGGGUCGGCUGAGGUACCUCCAUGGUCAGAGGAACGUACAGGAAAACGGGACGUGCGGCAAACCUCAGCUUGCUCUUUUCGCCAUUGCCAUGCCGGUCCAGACUCCGUCCAUCGUGGAGAUCAGGGCUAAAAUGCUCCUCUUUCAGAGCAAACACAAGCUGGACUUCACACCCAUGGGAAUUGAUAGCAGGGGGAAGGUUAUUCUGGGCUAUUCAGAGACUGAACUGUGUAUGAAAGGCUCCGGCUACCAGUUUAUCCAUGCUGCUGAUAUGAUGUACUGUGCAGACAACCACAUGCGUAUGAUGAAAACAGGAGAGAGCGGUCUGACCGUGUUCAGGCUCCUCAGUAAAUCCAGUGGUUGGGUGUGGGUGAAGGCCAACGCCAAGCUGAUCUUUAAAGGAGGACGACCUGAGUUCAUCAUCGCAUAUCAGAAAGCACUGGUGAACGCUGAAGGGGAGGAGUACCUACGUCAGAGGAGGCUUCAGCUCCCCUUCACCUUCACCACAGGAGAGGCCCUUCUCUAUGACACUGGCCCCACAGUGGAUAUCAACCAGUUCCAGUUCAACAGAAUGUUCAGCAAAAAUGAUGUGAACAAAGACGAGGCUCCCCGCUCCUUAGUGGACUGCUUCCUGAGACAGGACGAGACGGUGUACACCGAGGCUAUUGACGAGCCCCUACCUGUCGACCAAGUGUUCAUGGACAGCCGAGCCUUGGUCAGCGUUCCCAGCAAUGGAUGGCAGUCAAAUAGAGCUGUAGCAACAACAGAAAACCCUGUUGUGGUUAAAGAAGAGGCCAAACAGUCAGCGAUGGCUAUGAUUGAUAACCUGGAAAAGAUGGCACAGAAUAGUGAUUUCUGUGCGGCACUGCAGAAUCUAGACGUUGAGGAGGCAGAGCUAAUGGAUUGGGAAAAUGCACUAAAGAGAUUAAGUCAGGAGGAGCUACAGCAGAGCAACAUGAGCUCAGAACUGGACAGCAUCCUCACAAAUGACAUUUUUGACUAUAUUGAUGAUGUUUUGUUCAAAGAGACAGGGGAAGAUUGUCUGAACAGUGGUACCCCCACCUGUCUGGCAGGCAACAACAACAAUCAGCAGGAUGCCUUCACUCAGGCUGCUAAUGGACUCUGUAAUCACCAGAGUGCUGAUCACACUUUCAAUCCAAUGAAUGGUAUCUUUCCUCACCAGCAGGAUACAGAUGCUCAAACUUUUAACAGCACUCAAAAACCCACCCACCACGGUCCCCUUAUUGCUCAAUCUGACCCAAACCUGCCGCCAAUUCAGCAGCUGCAGCUUCAGGACAUUUACAGCCCAUCCUUAGAGCUCCCAGAGCUCACUCUCCCAGAUGACUCAGCUCCUUUUCAGUCCUGUGCACAGGCUUCAAAAGGCCACAACUUCCCUCAUGGGAUCUCUGGGCAGUUGCUGCCCAGUCAGUUCCGCCCAUGUAAUCAAAAUGAUGCUCCUGCAAAUGGACAUUUACUGCAGAGCUCUCUUAAACAUCUGAACAAUGUAGCACCCAGUGUUGUGGACAUUAUACCGCCCUUGAUUCCUUGCAAUGACUUUAAUUCCUCCAGCACAAAUAACAUUCCCAUUCCUAUCGCCACAGCGUGUCUCCAGGGGAGCCCUCCUUUGGGAACCCACAGCCAGCAAGUCCAGCAGUGGCAACAGCAGCAGACUCACUUCAUGCAGAAUGGACAUGAGCAGAUACCAGUGUGCCACCACCAAACUCCAGAGGGCCAAACAUUCCCACAGGCUGGAGUCUGGCCAAGGAGUACCACAGGGCUGAACCACGCUCAGCAAGGAGGGCUGGCAUGUGGUCAGGCAGCCACUCAAAGCAGCUGCAUGUUCAACCAGCACUUUUCCUCUAGUCCAUCAGGGGGCAACAUCCUGACUCUCCUUGGGUCUUCAGACCAGAGGGGGGUCAACACACCUCUGGAUCAGAGUCCUCAGCAAGGUUCCUGCUACUUCCAGUGGAUCCACAGUGAGCCGGUGGUGGGAACGUCAGCCAUCAGUCAGGAGAAUGUCAACAUUAGCCCUCUGUCAGCUCCACCUGACACAACGUCCUCUGAGCAUGCACUCAACAUUCAGCACUACCUGGACUGUCACAGACCAUCAGAAGUUAACAUGUUCCACUCAGGAUGAAUGACUCUGCUGAACACUGUGGACUUUCUGCUCCAGAUGUCGCCAUGUACCUAUUGGAGUAAAGCCAAGCCUUGUUCCAGGAGAGGGACAAAUACACAGAAAAUACACACAAUAUAUGCCUUUAUCAGAGCUUAUUCACAGACUCUCAUGCUUAUUUUCAUAUGUUUUAUAUCACUUCUUUGUAUCAUAUUUACUUUGUGCAGUCUGUAAUGUUUAAGAGCUUUUGCUUGCCAUAUUUUUUACCUGAAGAUUCACUUUAUUAUUAAUGAAGUAUAAAAGCCACAUGCUUAUUUACCAGGAUGGAGUUUGAGCCAGCUAGGAGGAUUGGUCCAGUUAUCCAAAUAGCCAAAGAUGUAUGUUUUAAAAGGGAAAGUAGGCAUAGUCACUGCUUCGUUCUUAGCCAAGAACUUUCAUUAUUUCCUAGGUAGAACUACCUAAAAUUUGUAGAUAAAACCAAUUAACAUAUUUGAUCGAUUAAAAACUUAGAAAAUGACCCUGAGUGACAUUUUUGAUACAAAUUAGAGUAAAAAAAUCACUAAAAAUGCCUGAAACAUGACACAAAUUUUUAUCCAGAGAUAAAAUAAUCAGUUUAUUUAAUAAGAAAUCCUUCUAUAUUGUAUGAUAAUGUGUAAUUGUAUGAUCUUUAAUUUCCUACAUUUAGUUUUUACUGCCUGGUUCAGUAAAAACUAUAAUUGCACCAGCAAGUGAUUUAUUUUUAAUCAGAAUGAUACUACGGAUAAUUUACACCAAGACUGCGGACCUGUCAAAAAUUAACAGUAAGACCAGAGAGAAUUACCUAAAUUUGGUUUGUAUACCCGUGAUACCUCUCUGUAGAAAAAUGUUUAGCCAACCCAGCAUUCCAUCAGCUUCUAAAACCAAGCUCAAAUAGCUCAAUUAAAAAUGUCUUCAGCCCUUUUUGGUGAAUUAUGGGUUAAAUCUCUAGUGUCAGGUCUUUUUUAGUCAGUCGUGCAAUUCCUUUUUUUUAAUUACUGUCCAAUUCAGAGAGUCAGAAAGGUGAUAAAUCAGGGAUCCUUCUAACUUUAAAUGUGCCUGCCAUAGAAACGUCUCAAUCAGGAUGAAGGCAAAGCAUCGUCUCCAAGUACAGUCAACUCUGGUCAGAAAAAGCACACAGACUGUGUUCUCUAAGGGAUAGUGCCGGGUUUUUGAAGCUGACGGCAGAAGAAAACGUAUGUGAUAUGCAGGAGUAGAAUAAACAAAGAGGCUUGCCAGUGGAAAGGUAAAGCACAGUGGACAGUUUCAAUAUAGUGCACAUUUAAGGGCCUGUGUCCUCAGCCAGUGCUUUUAGCUCUCACAACCUUAGUUUCAGAGCCUGUUUUACUGUCAUUUAUUGUUGCUCGGUCAUGAAAUUUAACUUCUGCUGCCCUUUUGAGAAUCUGCAACAUCAAUUUAAAUUUGUGUUAAUUCAGUUGACUAAAACUAUGACAAAAUGUUUACGACAUUUUUCUAUGAGGAGGAUGCAAUUAGACAAGCUAGAAUUAGCCCUUUGGUUUUUUUCACCUUUGUGAUCAUUGCUGAUUUUAUUUGUCAUCACCAUCGUAGGAUGGCAGCAAGAUUUCACAGCACAUAUAAAGUAAAAAAGGCUUUGUUUAUUCAGUCUUGUCAUUUAAAAUAUCAGUGAGAAUAAUACAUUUUCCACAAACAAUUUUAGCUCCUACUGAAUUUCUCAGGUUUUUGCUCGUAUCUUGUUGCAUGUUCUGCUUACAUGCACAGCUUAUGUGGUGGAGAGGAGUGUUUAUUAGGCUGAAGUAGCCUAAAGAAGUAUUGUACCUAAUGAAAUAUACUGUGGACAAAUUGUUGACAUUUGUAGUCUUUCAAAACAAGAUAGCUACUUUCUAACUUUCAUAUUUUUCUGUUUGCAACAUCUUGAAACCAGCUGUCUGUGACUUGACCAGCUCAAUCAGCAACAUCAUUAGAUGGCUUGAUAUGAGCUGCAACAGCUCAGGUCAGACUGCAGCGACCGUUGUCAGCAAUGUUCUAAAAGCAUCUCGUUGCCUCGCAAAUUGUGGUCUGAACUGGGUUUGAGACUGCAGAAAUUAACACUGAUUUAAAUAUCUCUGUGUGCUGUAUAAUUACGUUUUCAAAAAAUUUCACCAAGAAAACAUGAAGAUGACAUAAAUAAAUCUUGUCCUGGCACAUGCAGCAGCUGCAGAAACUUUACUCUUGAGAGAGACAAGUCGGAUCAGUUUCCUUUUUGCAACUAUCAGAAGUCCCGCCCCUUUUUGAAUUUUAUUUGCCAGUGAGAACAGACAUUGACAAGCCAGUGCAGUCUCAAAAGUUGAAAUAAUUUUUAAUGGCGAGUGCUGUGAUAUAUCCUCAAAAACAGCUGAUGUUGAAGCCGUCCGGGCAUUAACUGCAUUUGCUUUGAAUUGAAAAUGAGCGCUGCAAGGACUGAAAGCACUAGCUGUGGACCCAAGCCCAUACUUUGACAUUGUAUUUUAGCUCUUUCUUGAAAUUAAUGAAAUCAUGUGGAUCAUACCUGUCUGCUACUAGUUCUUCUUUAAUGAUGAAAAUAAUUAAGGGAAAGUUGAAUGUCAGUUGUGACCUGUCUCUGCAGAGAUGGAAAGGUUUCUGUGAUGAAAAAGAAACAUAUUUACUAUGCUCUAUCUGUUCUUUUAUGUGCUUUUCAGGCUUCUUUUUUCACAUAUUAGUAACUUCCUCUACAAAUUCACCUAUGUGAGAGCAGCAUUAACACGGCAGCUUUGCUAUGUUCACUCAGUAUUUUGCAUGUCUUUGUAUUUUAUUAACAGCCAUUUUUUGAUGCCUAGAAAUGCAAAAAUGACCAUCUUCAGUGAAUCUUCUGGGUUUCUAAUUGGUCCAUGCUGUGGAGGCUAAAGGACAGCUUAUAAACCGCCUUCAUUGUUGGACUAUGAUACAGUUGCUUAUACUGUAAAGUAUGAAAAUGGAGCCAAAUAAUUAAUUCACAGCCAUUUUGAUGUCUUCAGACUAACAUGUGCCUUGACAAUAGCCAUACUUCUUUAAUGGUAAUGGUGUAAAAAAAAAAAAAAAAAAAAAAAAAACAGCAUUACUCAUUUAAAUGUAUUCCGUUUAUAUAUUUACAUGUAGUUAUUGUACUUGUAUUCUCCUGUAUGUUAAACAAAUGACUAAC
This is a messenger RNA of Cheilinus undulatus (humphead wrasse), 6353 nucleotides long. Its product is annotated as aryl hydrocarbon receptor-like. The transcript is spliced from 11 exons. NCBI's taxonomy places the organism in Eukaryota, Metazoa, Chordata, Actinopteri, Labriformes, Labridae. The coding region runs from base 389 to 3226 and encodes 945 amino acids. Gene Ontology annotation, biological process: regulation of transcription by RNA polymerase II. Gene Ontology annotation, molecular function: transcription cis-regulatory region binding; nuclear receptor activity; protein dimerization activity. The record is from RefSeq and is a predicted model, not a curated record. Gene Ontology annotation, cellular component: aryl hydrocarbon receptor complex; nucleus.